Trachymyrmex cornetzi is the source of this 1266-nucleotide messenger RNA. It is a transcript of the gene Tcs4, whose product is annotated as Threonyl-carbamoyl synthesis 4. Gene Ontology annotation, cellular component: mitochondrion. NCBI's taxonomy places the organism in Eukaryota, Metazoa, Arthropoda, Insecta, Hymenoptera, Formicidae. The record is from RefSeq and is a predicted model, not a curated record. The transcript is spliced from 5 exons. Bases 13 to 1266 code for a protein of 417 amino acids.
UUUUGAGACGAAAUGGCCAAAUGUACGUAUUUUUUAUCGCGUAAAACGUUAUUAGAAUUUUGCCAGCCUAAAUGUUCAAGAUUAAACGCGAUACGAACAUUUGUAGACAGACCAGCUAUUAUUUUAGGAAUCGAAACAAGUUGCGACGAUACAGGAUGUGGAAUUGUAGAUACUACAGGAAAGAUAUUGAGCGAGGCAAUAAAUUCGCAACAUCUUACUCAUUUAAAACAUGGUGGCAUAAUACCUUCAAUUGCCGGUGAAAUGCAUAGACAACAUAUUACUACAGUUUGUGAGGAUGCACUAAAAUCAGCGAAUUUAAGACUAAGAAAUAUAGAUGCUAUUGCAACUACAACAAAACCAGGUCUUUUCUUAUCACUUGACGCUGGAAAUAAAUUUGGCAAAUAUCUCUCUAGGAUUGGUAACAAACCAUAUAUACCGAUACAUCAUAUGGAAGCUCAUGCAUUAACUGUCCGAAUGGUACAGAAAGUAAACUUUCCUUAUCUCGUUUUGCUUGUAUCAGGUGGCCACAGUUUAUUAGCGAUUGUUGAAAAUGUUGAUAAAUUUUAUACACUGGGUACUACGUUAGAUAAUGCACCUGGUGAAGUUCUGGACAAGAUUGCUCGUAGACUUAAACUUGCAACUAUACCAGAAUUCUCGCAUAUGAGCGGUGGUCAGGCAAUAGAAAGUGCAGCAAGCAAAGCUCCAGAUCCAACUAAAUUCUUUUUCGAGCCUAUCUUAACAAAAAAAAGAGAUUGUCAAUUUAGUUUUGCAGGUAUAUGGAACAGAAGUUUUAAAUAUAUUUUAGAUAAAGAAGAAAUUUUUGAUAUUGCUAAUAGUGCGGCAAUUCCUAAUGUGUAUAAUUUUUGCGCUGCCAUACAACUGGUUUUUGCAAAACACAUAUGUCUCAGAACGCAAAGGGCAAUGGAAUUUAUUAACAAUACGAAUUUGAUACCACAAGAGCAGCGAACUUUGGUAAUAUCCGGCGGUGUGGCUUGCAACAAUUUCUUGGCAAAGACUUUAGAAAUUGUUUGUUCGGAAAGAGGCUUUAAAUUCGUUAGAACUCCACCUCGUUUAUGCAAUGAUAAUGGUGUAAUGAUAGCGUGGAACGGUGCGGAAAAGUGGAUGGCAAACAUAAACGUUCUCCGAGAUAGAGAAGAAACCGAAAUGGUAUCUGUUGAGAAUAACGCAUCAUUCGGAGAAAGUUGGAUUGAAAGAGUACGAGAUGCAAACAUAAAAUGUAAAUUAGUAAAAUUAAAUAGGCUUUAA